Didymodactylos carnosus is the source of this 1029-nucleotide messenger RNA. Lineage: Eukaryota; Metazoa; Rotifera; Eurotatoria; Philodinida; Philodinidae. The record is from the annotation of a GenBank genome assembly.
AUGUUGAAAGAUGUGGCUGGAAUGAAGAGUCAAGCGUUACAACCACCCAUUAAUCUACGUCCCCAGAGAAGCUUUGUGUCAUCUUCAGUUCAAACAAGUGCUGCAUCAAAACCGAUACAACGAACCGAUAAUCUGUCGUACAAAAAUACUCAAACGACGGUAUUGUUAAUACCCAAAGAAAAAAGCGGAAAAGAUGAAGAAACACCAGAAUUAGUGAAACAAUUAGAAGACAACGUGGAGGAAGUGAAUGAUCAUGUUCGAUUAUGGCAAGAAGGAUGGCGUGAACGAUAUUAUAAAAACAAGUUUAAUGUAGAUAAAGAUGAGAGUGAUCAAUUUCGUGCUGAAGUGGCAUGUCAGUAUGCAAGAGGUUUAUGUUGGGUGCUAAGGUAUUAUUAUCAUGGAGUGCCCGCUUGGGACUGGUUUUAUCCAUAUCACUAUCCACCGUUCGCUUCUGACUUUAUCAAUUUGAAAAAUGUAUCAACAGUAUUCGAUAGCAAAAUAAAACCGUUGAAACCGUUAGAACAGUUGAUGGCCGUCUGUCCACCUCAGUCACGACAGUUACUACCAGAAAAAUGGCAAACACUGACGUUUGAUAAACUAUCGCCAAUUAUCGAUUUUUAUCCGAUAAAUUUUUCUAUCGAUUCGAACGGUAAUCAAUACGCGUGGCAAGGUAUUGCUGUACUACCAUUUGUUGACGAAAAACGUCUACGUCAUACAUUGGAGUCAAUCUGUGAAACAUUAACAAAUCAUCAGAAAAAACGAAAUAAAAAUGAAGAUGAUCAAUUGUAUGUGCAUCGUCGUAAUAAAUAUUCCAAGCAUUUCGAUCAAUUGUACGUAGACAAUACAAAUAUUCUAAACAUAGGAAAUGCUAUUAAUAUUCAAACAUCGUUGAAUGAUGGUAUAGCAGGAAAAAUCUGGUGUGACAAACACAUGCUUUGUAUUAAUGGAACACUAAAAUCACCAUUAUCUCAAGCGAAUGAUAUAGAACACAAUCAAGUGAUAAGUGUCAAAUAUCGAAAUUCAAAGUAA